GCCGUCAAAGAAACCCGUUAAGGUCUCAUCUAUACAAGAAAAUCAUAUUAUAGGAAUCUACAUCUGCUCCCCCUCCCUCUCUCAAUUUGUUGGUGGUGCUCAUUAAUAAUCACGUGGUAGUAGUAGUUGCUGUAAGUAUCGUUGUGUUUCUUGUUUUUGGGUCUGGUUCGAACAGGGAAUAAUACUAAUAACACUAAUAAAAAAAUGGUUCCUGGGCUAAUCAACGCCAAUCCUGUAAUUUAUGAAAAGAAGGAGAGGCGGGUUCGAAGUGUUGACGACAAUGAGUAUACUGCUGCUGAGUCUAUUGAUCAACUCGAAGUUUUUGAUCAUAUUAGAGACAUAAAAGAUCCAGAGCAUCCAUACUCUUUGGAAGAGCUUAAAGUGAUAACGGAAGAUGCCAUUGAAGUAGAUGACAAGCUCAGUUAUGUCAGGGUGACCUUUACUCCGACAGUUGAACAUUGUAGCAUGGCAACAGUUAUUGGUCUUUGCUUGAGAGUCAAACUUAUGAGAAGCCUGCCACAACGUUACAAGGUGGAUAUCAAGGUUGCACCAGGAACUCAUGCAACUGAAGCUGCAGUUAAUAAACAACUAAAUGAUAAAGAGAGAGUAGCUGCAGCACUGGAAAACCCAAACCUGGUGGAUAUGGUUGACGAAUGUUUGGCUCCGACAUAUGCUUGAAAUAUUUCCACAUAACACAGCUGAAAGCUUUCUGUGCGCAUCACUCAAGGCAGCUCUUGUUAUCAUGGCCUUUAUACAAUUACUUGUUAUUGUUCGUCCCUUCUUUUUGAUACUUUGAUAUGUAUACAUAAAUGAGGUUCAAAUCCACAGAAUACAGUUGGAAGCCGUAUGCUUUUGAUAGAAUUGAACUCUGGCGCACAUGGCGACAUAACAAUUUCUUCUGCCCUUGUUAUUCCACUUUUCAGUUUGUAUUCUGAUUGAUAUAGGCAUGCGAGGUUUAAAUGAAUAAUGAACAGUUUUGGACUUA
This is a messenger RNA of Populus nigra (black poplar), 985 nucleotides long. Its product is annotated as protein AE7-like. NCBI's taxonomy places the organism in Eukaryota, Viridiplantae, Streptophyta, Magnoliopsida, Malpighiales, Salicaceae. The transcript has 5 exons. Gene Ontology annotation, biological process: iron-sulfur cluster assembly. The record is from RefSeq and is a predicted model, not a curated record. Bases 205 to 678 code for a protein of 157 amino acids.